AUGCUUCGAUGCGACGGACAACACUAUCAGGGCAGCGUGCAUCGACAUCGUCAUCCGCGCGUCGUCGCACGGCGGAAUGGUUGUCCGUGCGACGUCCCAUUCGCCAUUCCACUCGCCAUUGAGCUGCCUCUCCCCCUGCGCGCAGAUAAGUACCCUCACCUCGCCUCCAUCCUCUCUCCUUUGCUUAUUGCACACGCCACUCAAUGCCAGUCCAAGGCAAACUUGCAGCCUCCUUGCCAGUGCAAGGGGAGCAGCAAGGAGGGGAGGGCAGCAGGCGAGGAGAGCGCCAAGGCGGGCAACGGGGCAGCAUCGCCGGCCUCAUCAACGGUCAAGGCACCCCCUCCGCCUGCACCACCACUGCUCCAAUUCUCAGCUAAGUUUUUCGCCUCCUUCAGUCUUGCCUCUCAAGUGCUUUCGGUUGGUUUGAGUUCUGCUUCUUUUCUUUCUUUCCAUUCUGUCAAAUCCCACCGCUGGUUGGGGCAUGACUUGCAAGCCACAGACCUCCCUUUUCUUAUUCCAGUGCCACUGGUUGGGACCGCCUCACAUGCUGCAGACCCCCUUACUUCAGUGGCCCCUCCCCUCUCCCGCCUUGCAAAUGCCGUUCCCUCUCUUGCACUUUCACCAUUCAUCCCCUCGCUGCCCACUGACCAGCUCUGCGUGUGUGCCUUGCAGGUGGAGGGGAGGGGCGGGGGUCAACACCGACGCUUCCCCACGCCCCUCCCCUGUGGCCGUGCAGGUACCCAUGGGGAUGGGAGGGAGGCAGCACUGCCAAUCGCUGCCACAAGGGAGAGUACCGGGCCUGAGAGAGGGAGGGACCACCGGAGCAAGGGCAGGACACAGGGCGUCUCUCGUUUCAUCUCCCCCCCCCUCUCUCGUCCUCUUACCUUCCCUAUUUACAGUCUGAGGAAGGGAGGGAGCAUUGGAGCAAAGGCGGACAGAGGCAUCCCUCUUUUGACCCCCCACCCCCCUCCUCCACUCCCCACUUCCCGGCAGCGUGAGACAUCAUGGCAGUCUGCACGGCCGUGGUAG
Messenger RNA from Closterium sp. NIES-65, 1029 nucleotides. NCBI's taxonomy places the organism in Eukaryota, Viridiplantae, Streptophyta, Zygnematophyceae, Desmidiales, Closteriaceae. The record is from the annotation of a GenBank genome assembly.